UAAAAUUUUAGUUUGAGCAUCGGCUGAAAUCGGUAUCUGUCGGGGUUUAUUUUAAAACUCGACUCUUUCAGUUUAACUUCGAAAACGGUCAGCAAACUACCGGUGAAGUGACUUCGAUAGAUUCUUUUUUUAUGUUUACAAGUUGUUCCCAGGAAUAAUCCCGGAAAGAUGUCCGGCGAUGUUCAACCCAGAAAAAGGAAAGAUAAGAAACGCAAAAGAGAAGAAGAAUCGGUACCCCUUUCUUUCUACCCUAAAGAAACAACGGAAGAUGUGAAUAUUCAUGUUCACAAAGAAGAAGGUACAGGAGGAGGAAUAUGCGCCAAAAUAGUAUUCUUCAUCCUGUUUUCCGCACUUAUAAUAUUGAUUGGACUCAUCAUAACAGAACACCGAGGGCUUACUGACUUGGACGUUGCAGAAAGUGAAUCGCGCUAUUCUCAAAUUUUCGAAGGUUGGGUUGAUAAUGAUAAACAUGACGAUCAUACGUUGGACGACCAUGAUAAUGAACAUUUCGAUGACGAGGAAGAUAACAAUGGGGACGGUCAUACGUUAGAUGACCACGACGAUGAGCAUAUAGACGACGAACCUAGUGAAGAACGUGAACACACUUUAGACGAUCAUGACAAUGAGCAUUUCGACGACGAUAAAAGCAACCAACUGAGCGAAGAGAACGAAGAAGACGGAGAUGAAGAUCCAGAAGAAUAUUCAGCGCCAGUGAAACCAGGAAAAUACAGAUAUCGAAGAAAAAUUUCCGAAGAAGAGGAAGAUGAAAAUGUAACGGAAUCACAGCAAGACGAUGAAACUGAAGAGGAAGUUUUGGCUGAAUCUGAAACAAAAGAGGACGAUGAAGACGAUUCCGAAAAUAGAGAAGAAGACGAAGAUGAAGAUAACGAUGCAGACUCGCAGCAAGACCUGGAAGAUUAUGAAGAGACAAAAGAAGAAAGUGUGGCAGAUUCCCGUGAUGAAGAUGACACUGAUGAAAUGCCCGAUGAGGAAGAUCGGAUUAUAAGCGAGGAAGAGGACAAUGGGAUCGCAGAUAACGCCAGUUCAGAGUAUCAUUCUGAUGGGGAUGAACGUGAAGAUUCAAAAAAUGUCGAUGAAAAAGAAACAAUGGAAGAUAAGGACGAAAAUGAUGAAGCCAUCGAUCAAGAUGAUUCAGUAAAAGAAUCAGGGCCGCAGGAAAGUCGAGAAGAUGAAAGAGAAAAUCAGGAUCAAGCACAUGAAGUUAUUCAAGAAGAAUCCACCGGGAAUUUACCAGAUAAUUCAGGAGUUGGUGAUAACCCCGCGACGUUAAGUAUGAUUAUUAAAGCGAUAAUUGGAGCAGCUAUUUUGGCAGUUGGCCAUUUUGUUAUGGUAAAAAAAUGGAAGUCCGAUUCGUCUGAUGAAGAAACCAAGGCAAACCUUGAUAAAGAAGAUGUGCGUAUUGAUUUGUCAAAAAGGAAUACCAUUAUACCACCUCCUACGCUACAAGAAAUUGAGCAAGAAAUGGAACACGCAAAUAAAGAAUACUCAUAUGAGGGGGAAGAACCUAUAAGAAGUGAAGAAUAUAUAAAACUACCAGAUAUUGUAAAGGAAAAAUACAAACAUUUACGCUCGAGUUACUCUAGAUCAACAUCACCAGAAAGUGAUAACGGUGGGGAAAUUGACAGGGGUGACGACGAAAUAGAGAUAGAAAAUAUUGAAGAUUUAGAGGAGGAAGAAGUAGAGGAGGAAGAGGAAGUAAAUGACGAAAGUCUAGAAGAAGAAAUCGAUGAAGAAACUCAGGAGGAAGAAAUUGAGGAUGAGGAAGAAUUUGAAGACGAAGAAUACGAGGAAGAGGAUGACGAUGACGAGUUAAUGAAGAAACUGGAAGCUAAAUAUGGAAAACUGAAAUUAGAACUGAAAGCUAGAACAGGUUCUCCAGAUCAGGAAGAUUCAGGUUCAGACAAACUUUCCGAAGAUAAUAAUGAUUAUGAGUAUUCCAGUAUAACGAAUGAAAAUGAUUGGCAUAUACACAAGGAUCUUGAUGAAGCGCAAAGGAAUUUACCGAAUAAUGCUGCUAAAGCCCUAAGAAUGUUUGAAAAUAUCCUUGAGAAGUAUCCUUCCUCCCCCAGAGGUUUAUACGGAUUAGCUAGCGCCCUGGACGCCUUAGCUGAAGCUGAAAAAAGCAACAAACUACUUGAAGAAGCAGUUGCAAAUUACCUCAAAAUCUUUGAUCUCAGAGAUGCUCCAGACGAAUUAUUCAAAAUGGCAAUGGAACGAUGUAUAGAUAGAGUCAGAUUUAGAGGAAGGUACGGAAAAGCCGUCACUAUUCAUCUCAAAUUAAUCGAAAGAUUUCCCGAUGAACCUAAGUAUAGAAACCAACUAGUUGUUACUUAUUUGACGAUGGGAAGGGUCCAACAAGCUCGCGUAGUUCUUGAGGAAACUUUGCAAAAAUGGCCUGAUGAUGGCUGUGCUCUUGUUCACUAUGGUUUCAUAUGGAAAACAACAGACAAUGAUCUUAUGAACGGUGUACAUUAUAUGCAGAAAGGAAUUGAUACCAAAGAUCCCUGUGCUAUCGAUGGAAGAUUUUUUUUCCAUUUAGGAGAUGCGUUAUUCAGAUUAGGGUAUAAAGACAAGGCCCUCAAGUUAUAUGAAGAUGGGGUAGAGCACAAACUUUUUCUAUCCAAAUACCAAAGAUCACUGUACAACGUGCCUCGUCUAACUGCUAGACCUUGGUGGGGAGAAGACCAGUUAACACCUUACAAAUUAUUAUUCACAGAGCUUCAGAAAAACUGGAAAAUAAUAAGGAACGAGGGAUUGUCCGUUCUUAAUGAAAAGGGAUAUUUUCAAGACGAAUCAGAAAAUCUCAGAAAUACAGGAGAGUGGAAACAGUUUGAGUUGUUUGCUAGGGGCAGAAAACAUACCAAAAACUGUUAUAAAACCCCAGUUACUUGUAGAAUUAUAGAACGCCAUCCUGAUGCCAGUGGUUGCAGAAGGGGUCAGACAAAAUUCAGUGUAAUGCACCCUGGGACACACGUUUGGGCUCACUGUGGUCCAACGAAUUGUAGAUUAAGAGUUCACUUGGGCCUAAAGGUACCUCCUCAUACCUUUCUCAGGGUGGGCGAAGAAAUAAGGGGCUGGGAAGAUGGAAAGUUAUUGAUUUUUGAUGAUAGUUUCGAACAUGAAGUCUGGCAUAAUGGUACAGAUAAACGACUUGUUUUGAUUGUUGAUGUCUGGCAUCCAGAGUUAUCAAUGACAGAGAGGGAAACACUUUCUUCACUUUAAUUUAUAUUUAUUGAAUAAUAAAUGAGUUAGUUUUU
Molecule: messenger RNA, 3278 nt
Organism: Coccinella septempunctata (seven-spotted ladybird)
Lineage: Eukaryota; Metazoa; Arthropoda; Insecta; Coleoptera; Coccinellidae
Product: aspartyl/asparaginyl beta-hydroxylase
Exons: 14
Coding region: 169-3243 (1024 amino acids)
Biological process (GO): peptidyl-aspartic acid hydroxylation
Cellular component (GO): endoplasmic reticulum
Molecular function (GO): peptidyl-aspartic acid 3-dioxygenase activity; protein binding
Source: RefSeq, a predicted model, not a curated record